AAGAGAGCCAAAGAGUGGCUCAACCGUGCACGGGAUCCCACUCCUCGACGCCCUUCUUCUGGAGACAGAGAGAACCAGCAGGAGGAGCGAGGCGGAACAGCGAGCACCGAGAGAGCAAACUGAGAGAGCUGGAGCUUGAGGAGUGAUCCACCAUCUUCGGUGGCCCGUCCAUCAGCCACCAUCCGUCGCAGCAUCCCCACCGAACCAAACCAUGAUUCAAGAAGAAGGAAUAAACAGGGACCAUUUCACAGGAACCAUGGCGACGGGUGGCGCAUGUCCAGGUUCCCUCACUCCGCGUCGUAGACGACGUCGAACCUCGACCAUCGCAGGUGACGAUGCCGGCGAAGAGGUCGAGCAGCCGCGGCGAGAGCACGAUCGCAUCAGCCUCCUGCCCGACGCCGUCAUCCACCACAUCCUCUCCUUCCUGCCCACCGCCGACGUCUUCCACACCCGCGGCCUGUCGUCCCGGUGGCGCGCCCUCCACGACGCCGUCCCGACCCUCGCUUUCUCCCUCCCCUCCGGCGGCGCCGCCGCCGGGCGGCGGGGGGCGGCGGCGGCCGUGGAGCCGUUCUGCGCCUUCGUCGACGCGGUCCUCCGCCUCCGCUCCUGGACCCACCUCGCAAGGUUCCACCUUGAUCUCCCUACUUCACUCCCGAGCUCGAGCCCAAGCUCGAGUCUUGGCUCUGGACCGCCACCGCUUGCCGCGUCAAGGACCUCCGCGUGGAGCUCCCGCGCGCCGGGAAUCUCUGCUCCGUGCCGCGCCUCGUCCGCGACUGCACUUCGCUGGUGGAGCUCCGGCUGUGCGGCGGCCGGAUGGGGCUCGAGCCGUCGAGGGGCGGCGCCCCCAAUUGGGCCUCUCUCAGGGUUCUGUCGAUGGCGCACUUGCGGUUGACGGAUGACGAGAUGGGGGCAGUCUUCGCGGGCAGUCCCGCUCUCGAGUCCCUCGAGCUGCGGUGCUGCGGCGGCGCGGCCCGGAUCGAGGUUUGGUCUAGGAGGAUGAGAGAAUUGGUGAUUGAUGGGUGGGAACACUGGUCCCCCGGAGACCCCCCGCUGGAGGUUUCGGCUCCUCAUUUGCAGACGCUGCGCCUGCGGGUAGCUUCCCCAGGAUGGACCUGACGGUGGCCGAGGCCGACUCCGUGGCCGAGGCUGAGUUGAAUUUCUCCAUGAGCAUCGGUGUCGGCGAUCAGUUUGAUAACUACAAAUGGCCACGCAACUUGGCAAGGGGUAUUCUUCAGAAGCUGUGCAAUGCUACUGAAUUUGUAGUUGGGUGUUGGUUCCUUCAGGUUCUGUCGCUUUUGGAGAACGGAGAUUUGCCUCCUCUGCUUCCCAAUUGCAAAUCUCUUAUUCUAAACACUCGUUGUCAAUCAUUGGAAUGUCACGGUAUAUUGAACAUGAUAGAAAGUUCACCACAGGUGGAGAAAUUGGUCAUCAAGAUGAUUCAACCAUUCUGGAAGCGGCUUGAGUUCGAUAGGGACUGCAAGGCAUUGGCCAUCAGUACGCACAGUACGCACAGAUACUCGGGACCCUUAAAGAGGAAGAAUAAACUCAAAUGCUUGGAUCAACACUUGAGGCGGGUCGACAUCGUUCGGUUUGAUCCUAGGGAUCGCCGCUCGAGCAGCUUUCUUGGCCUGGUGGAGUUUAUCCUUGAAGAGGCGCGCGUCUUGGAUAAGAUGCUCAUCAACACUUGUAAGGUCAAGGCUGAUGGAUCGAAUUCUGUGGAGACUCCCAAUGCUCGCAAAUUGCUCGAAGUUUCCCAGUCAAUUCUACGCCAUCGAAGGGCUUCCGAGAACGCUCGAGUGAUACUUUAUUUUGACUAGGAAGGAAGGUAUUAUUUUACGUAUAUAUUCUCUCAUUGUUUUCUUUUGGCAAAUAGAGAAAGGAGGACUUGGGCUUGUGAAUACGACUUUUACGAACCGCAUAUAAUCAGGUUUUCAGUAAUUAGAGUUGUGCCUCGCGUCGUUCCGAUGCUCACCCUUUUUAACUGUCUUAACGAGAACUAGCCUAUACUCAUGGGGUGCCGAUGAGACGAACCUAUUUUUUCCUAUGACUUAUGUAGCUUUGAAAAGUUACUAGUUGAGCACGAGUCUGAUGAUCGAAUC
Molecule: messenger RNA, 2099 nt
Organism: Eucalyptus grandis
Lineage: Eukaryota; Viridiplantae; Streptophyta; Magnoliopsida; Myrtales; Myrtaceae
Exons: 4
Coding region: 1107-1817 (236 amino acids)
Source: RefSeq, a predicted model, not a curated record